Molecule: messenger RNA, 1667 nt
Organism: Xylaria bambusicola
Lineage: Eukaryota; Fungi; Ascomycota; Sordariomycetes; Xylariales; Xylariaceae
Product: Vta1 like-domain-containing protein
Exons: 4
Coding region: 197-1528 (443 amino acids)
Biological process (GO): late endosome to vacuole transport via multivesicular body sorting pathway
Cellular component (GO): multivesicular body
Source: RefSeq, a predicted model, not a curated record
AGUUAGGUGCUUGGUCUGCUUCUGCACAAACAGAGUCGCAACAACCUCGGUAACGCGCCUACGAUUGGGCAUAUUUCACUACGACGACUACCAACCUGCGCAACCUCUCCCGAUCACAUCGUCGUCCUUCGCCAACUCAACUUGGGAUUCUUGGGCUUGCACGCCUUGCAAUUCCUAGGGUUAAUUAUCGCUCGUCAUGGCGGCCAACGUCCCAGGCAAGAUUAAGCCUGCGGGCGUCACUCCAUUCAUCGUACGCGCCGUCCAGCUCGAAACCGCAAAGCCUGUCAUUGCCUACUGGUGCUAUUAUUGGGUGGUGCAGCAGAUCUUGAAGAGAUCACUUCAUAAUGAGGACGAGGAGUGCCUUCAAUUUACCACAACUGUCAUGGAUAAGCUAGAACAGAUGAAGACAGAUCAGGCAAACAAUGAUGCUAUACUGGAUGAUGUCGCCGGCCAAGCAUACGUCGAACAAUUCGCUCAAGAAACUUUCGACCGGGCACUUCGACCUCUGAAAGCCAACAAAGUUACACAACAAACCGCUAGUACUUUUGAAGCAGCGGCCACAUUCUUCCAGCUCGUCAACAUCUGGGGUCAACCCGACCCGGAGACACAAGACAAGAUCAAAUAUGCCAAAUGGAAUGCCGCGCGAAUACUAAAAGCGAUCAAGGAAGGCAAAGAUCCAAAUGAAUCGAACCCGAAACAAGAAGAGCCCAAGCCAGAAGAGAGCGCCGUACCUCUUGACCCUAACGACCCGGAGGUACAACUGAUCGGCUCUGGCCAACCACGGCCGGCAACUGUCGAGGAUGCCCCAGACGACGGGGGAAUAUCUCGUGGACCAACAUCAAGUUAUUCGCUCAACGCAGCCGCAGCUGUCUCCGCCCCUAAUUCACCUCUCCCACCUACAGCAUCAGUACCCGAUCCAGUUUCUCCUAUAGCACCUCCUGAUGUACCUGUCCAGGAGCCAGGGAGUUAUUUCCCCAGCGCUCCGUCAACGACUGAUCAAUCCCCUCUUGAGCUGCCAUCUACCACAAGCAUGCCGCCUCCGGGAUCAACAACCCAUAGUGUCCAUAGUGCCCACAGUGCACUUGGGUCAGCACCAGAUAUUCCAAGUCCUGGCUCACAUCGUCUAUCACAACCGCCGUCGGUAUCACAUGCGUCGCCAGGUGUUCCAUCUUCUCCACAAGAUUUCUAUCAUCCGCCCCCUCAGCAUCAGCAUCACUCAGCACCCGCGCCGCCCUUCCUACCUCCACAGCAGCAUUACACCCCGGCUCAAGCUCCAUCUGCGCCUCACAAUUAUCAUCACGGUUAUUCCCAGCCGGUAAUACCAAAGGCUGCACCCGCUCCCCCACCACCUCCUGUACAGCAAUAUGGGGGCAACAGUCAGCCAACUGGGCCCUAUAAUUGUGAUGAUAUGGCUAUGGCACAAGCGCAGAAACACGCCAAGUGGGCAAUAUCUGCACUCAACUUUGAAGAUGUUCCGACAGCGGUACGAGAGUUACAAGCGGCGCUUGCGAGCUUGGGGGCACGGUAAUACAAUUAGUACAUCUUGAAGGUGACUGUUCCGCCUUCGAAUUGCAAUUCAUAGUUUGUGAACAACGUAAUGGCAAGUGAGGAGAGCUCCACUGAUGGCACGCAGCGCAUAGAGAAGUGUAUAUACGAGAAAUGCAAUC